GUAGUUAUGUACUCCCUCUGUACACAAGUACAGAAUGUUAUCACGCUUUCUGAAGGCUUAAAAAAAAACUACUGUCUAUAUUUACUUAUUUUCGUUUGCCUUUACCAAUUUAGUCUGUCGGUAUUUUAAUUCUGGGAAGUAAUUUCUCACUACCUGACAUUCGAACCUUACACUUCAGCUGAAAUCACCAUCAUAUGAGAUACUUAUAUGUUUUAUUUAGUCACCAUCAUAUGCCCCCAAUUUCAACCUAAUAAAGUGGGCAGACACCAAAGAUGAGAUGUUAUUCUCCAUGCAUCCAUCCUCCCCUCCUCCUCCUACAUGGGGGUGCAACAAACCUAACAUGGCAAAGAUUCUCAGAAGAUUAAGCGACCCAUUCGCACCUCUAGAGCCAACGUAACGCGUCAAUAAUUCGUCGCCGUUUCUUUACUGAUUUGCUGCUAAAGUUUGAUGCUUUCGAUCUGGCCAUGAUUGGGAGAGAGAGAGAGAGAUGUAAAACAAGAUGAGAUAGAAAUUAGUUCUUCUUCUACCUGUACCUGGUUUCAUACCUUUUCUUCAGAUCCAGGGACAUAGGUCAUGUUGGCAUGGUAGCUUAGUUUGUAGUGCUAAUGCGGAGGUCUCCUCUAGUUGGGUUAAUUAAGGAGGUGACGUCUCCGUGUUAGAGUUUGUUUAUCGGCAUGCUGUCGGGUAAUUAAGCACAUCAAACCAAGUUGAAGUGUAUGCUGCUGAUUCUUCUUCAUUUGGUUUGUAGCAUAGCUUUCCAUAACAGGGCACUAUAGAAACUUUAUCACUGUAGUUGUUGUUGCGCUAGCACUUGUGGUGCAGCUAGCAGGAAGCUAAGCUUGCCUGAGUUACUUGUUCAGCUUAAUUAUCUGCUACUCUCAUCGUGUAAACAAAUCUAGACCAUUCUACAUGCUUGUUUGUGACUAAGAAAGUGCAAAGUAACUGCAAUUAACGACUUGAUUCCAGAGCUAGCUGUAGCUGGUACGAGAUGAUUGCAUUUGCAUAUCUGGAAGCUGAGGAAAGCUAGAGAAUGUCACAGGCUAGCAUAUGUAAGCUUUGAGCUUGUUUAAAGUUUAUUUUCCUUCGUCUUCUCCUACACCGAGGUCUGUCAUGGCCGAAUGAUUAAGUUCGGUUGGUUGGUUGGUUGGUGCCAACAGUUGCUUAAGUAGCACCGCACGCCAACGUCUCUUUGAGUUCCUGCAAAGCUUCCAAACGCAGAGGUACAUUCAUCACUUGGUUUCGAUCGUAUGGAGACGUGUUUGUUGUCCAAUUUGGUGUGUGUUGGCACAUUCGGAGAUUUCAAUUUCUGAAUUUGUGCCAGAUGCAUCAAACUGAACCACAAGCAUGCGUGCAUCUGUCUGAUUGAACAUCAUUUGAUCGACCAGUUAUGCUCAUCUUCUGCAUGAAUGGUGCAAAAUCAGAUGCUUUGUUGUGGUGAUCCAAGGUGCAAACUGCAAAGUCGGUAUACACAAAUGUGGAAGUUAUGUGCAGGUAAUGGACAGUCCAGUGCAAUGCAGUUAUGCAAGGACUGCACUUUUCAUUACCACAGGUUCCAAGAACUAGUAUGUAUCAUUUGUUCCCUGUUGAUUAUUAUUGUUUUCUCAUUUUCUGACCAGCUUUUUUGCUGCACGUUUGGUUAAAUUCUCCAGGUUAUUUGUCGGUGGUCAUCUUCCUUGGGUUUAUUUCUUUUAACUUCGAAAAAUGACUAAUACCACACAACUUUUGUUUUGUUCACAGAGUCUAAAACCCCUGAUUUGGAAAACAAAAAGAUGCAAAAUCGACAUAACAAAAGAGUUUAGGAAUUAGCCAUUCACUCUCUUGUGAACUUCCCACUAUCCCCUCUGGAAAAUGUACAUUUUCAGUCUAUGCACCUCAAACAUAGUUUCAGUAUGGUUUGUGUGCCAUUAAUUAACAAUAUUUAUCUUAAUUGGUUCAAGAUGUCAGUUCCUACCUUAGAACCUAGAUACCAAUGCUACUGUUGUUGCUACCUGAUCAGACAGGGAAGACAGCACAAGGCAAAAUCCUGCAUCCCAAAUUUACUAAUCAGUACGUACUAAUCACCUGCAGUUCUUUUUCUCUGAAUAAAUAUUCCAGCAGCCUUAUGACUGUGUCAACCCAAUGGAACCCUGCUUACCAAAUGUUAACCCCCAUUUAACUACACAGCUAACAGUACCUCUGCUGCCCCUGAUUAAUCUAAUGCUGCAGCGAUGAACAUUCUACCGGGGGCAUGUGCCGGCGAUCCCCCUGCUGUGUCAGCACGCAGCAGUAACAGCAGCAGGAGGAAGUACAGUACCUCCCACUGUCAAAGGAAUGAUUAGCAGAGGUUCUAUUCUAACAAGGUCAACUUAGGCAGCCUAACACAUGCACCCAGAACUUCUGCAGAGAGAGGUAACUGCACUUUUUGUUUAAUCUCUGUGCAUGCAGGACAUGUGUAGGACAGCAGAAAAGAACACACUCUCUUGUCUCACCUUGGGUAGGAUUAACUUAAUUAACCUUUGUUCUGCUGCAAAGGAAGUGGCUUGUUUUACUCGUUGUCAAAAGGUCAUAGUAUAAGAUUAGCAGUACUGGUAUUGGUGGUACUUUUGCUCAAUGUUAGAGCAGAUUUUGUGAGCUAAGAUCCUAGUUAACUUCUCUAAGUACCUACACAGCAUAGGAUUAGUAGUACUGGUGGUUCUACUUCUGCUAAAUGCUAGAGCAGGUCUUCUCAGCUAAUAUCGAUCCCUAAUAAACAUCUCUAAGUGCCUACACAAAAUUUCUCAUGGAGGAAAUGAUCUAGCUCCUCCUACACAUGUCACAUGUGUAGAUCAAUCUGUUCAGUUCUGGUGAUGUUAGACUUUUGCACCCACACAGAAAACCUACUGCAAGUUGUUAAUCUUUACCAGAGAGAGAUCCAUAAGCAGAAGGUUCCAAAGAAUAAACCAGUAGCACCACACUAGCACAGUACUACUGCCACCCCCCAGUAAACAGCAGAGCAGGCUCUCUGAUCAGCAAUGUACUAGUUAAUUAGUCAAAGCUAAUCUACUGUCUCUGCCUGCAAGUGCCUGCACACAGCAGGAUAGGGAAUGUAAGAAGAAAGAUGUACUUUACCAAGUAAUCUAACAUGCUGGCACAAAGUGAAAGACAAUAGUUAAUCAAGGAGUGGCAGAUUAGAACUAGAUGACCAAAAGCAGGCCAUGGCUUUGAGAGCAACACAUUCCCUCCAUGUUCCAUGUUCUCAUGUCCCAUGAUCCUCUUCCUCCUCCAGACACCUCACAUCUGCUCACUGCCUGCAAAUUGCCUGCCCAUGUUGGAAAAUGCCAAGGAGGUUUAGUUUAGUGGUGUGUAUAUAAUAUGAUGCGAUCCUGCUUAUAGAAGAACAAACCAUGCAAUAUUCUCCGAGUCUCUCCUUCGUAUAAAGUUUCUGGUGAUAUCUUGCCUAGCUGCAGACUCUGCUCCGGUGCUCCUCUCCUUCUUCUUCCUCCUCCUCCUGCGGAUGCAAGCAGGUGGAGUGAACUAAGAGGAGCCGAGCAGAGCAGAGCAGACACUGCACUGACAAUGGCAGAGCACUAGAAGCAGCAGAGAGCUGAGCCGAGCUGAGCUAGCGGGAGUGGUUUCUUUUAAGGGAAAGUUGUUUUUCAUCUGCGCUGACAAUGGCGGCGAGAGUGGCGGCUCUGGUGGUGGCAGCACUGGCUGUCGUCUUACUCAGCGGCGGCAGUGUCGGCGCGGCCGGUGGUGGUGGCGAGCGGGCGGCGCUUCUGGGGCUCAAGGCGGGCUUCGUGGACCCGCUGGGUGUGCUUGCCGGCUGGAAGGCCGCCGGCUCGCCGCAUUGCAGGUGGACCGGCGUCCGGUGCAACGCCGCGGGACUCGUCGACGGGCUCGACCUCGCCGGGAGGAACCUGAGCGGGAAGGUGUCUGGGGACCUGCUCCGGCUGCCGGCGCUGGCGGUGCUCAACCUCUCCUCCAACGCCUUCGCGGCCGCGCUGCCCAGGUCGCUCGCGCCGCUGUCGAGCCUCCAGGUGUUGGACGUCAGCCAGAACUCCUUCGAGGGCGCCUUCCCCGCGGGCCUCGGCUCCUGCGCCGGCCUCGUCGCCGUCAACGGCUCCGGCAACAACUUCGUCGGCGCCCUCCCGGAGGACCUCGCGAACGCCACCUCGCUCGAGAGCAUCGACAUGCGCGGUGACUUCUUCAGCGGCGGCAUCCCCGCGGCGUACCGGAGCCUCACCAAGCUCAGGUUCCUCGGCCUCUCCGGCAACAACAUCGGCGGCAAGAUCCCGCCGGAGCUCGGCGAGCUCGAGUCGCUCGAGAGCCUCAUCAUCGGGUACAAUGAGCUCGAGGGCCCUAUCCCGCCGGAGCUCGGAAAACUGGCUAACCUCCAGGACCUCGACCUCGCCAUCGGCAACCUCGACGGCCCCAUCCCGCCGGAGAUCGGGCGGCUUCCGGCGCUCACCUCGCUUUUCCUUUACAAGAACAGCCUCGAGGGCAAGAUCCCGCCGGAGGUCGGCAACGCGUCGUCGCUCGUCUUCCUCGACCUGUCCGACAACCGGCUCACCGGCCCGAUCCCCGCCGAGGUGGCGCGGCUGAGCAACCUCCAGCUGCUCAACCUCAUGUGCAACCACCUCGACGGCGCCGUGCCCGCGGCCAUCGGCGACAUGGAGAAACUCGAGGUGCUCGAGCUGUGGAACAACUCCUUGACGGGCGUCCUCCCGGCGUCGCUCGGCCGGAGCUCGCCGCUGCAGUGGGUGGACGUCUCGUCGAACGCCUUGACCGGGGAGAUACCCGCCGGGAUCUGCGACGGCAAGGCGCUGGCCAAGCUGAUCAUGUUCAGCAACGGCUUCUCCGGCGAGAUCCCCGCCGGCGUCGCGUCGUGCGCGUCGCUGGUGCGCCUGCGCGCGCAGGGUAACCGGCUCAACGGAACGAUUCCAGCUGGGUUCGGGAAGCUGCCGCUGCUUCAGCGGCUCGAGCUCGCCGGCAACGAGCUCUCCGGCGAGAUCCCCGGCGCCCUGGCGUCGUCGGCGUCUCUGUCGUUCAUCGACGUCUCGCGCAACCGCCUCCAGGGGUCGCUGCCGUCCAGCCUCUUCGCCAUCCCGGGCUUGCAGAGCUUCAUGGCGGCGGGCAACAUGAUCUCCGGCGAGCUCCCCGAUCAGUUCCAGGACUGCCUCGCGCUGGGCGCGCUGGACUUGUCGGGAAACCGGCUCGUCGGCAAGAUCCCGUCGAGCCUCGCCUCCUGCGCAAGACUGGUCAACCUGAACCUCCGGCACAACGGGCUCACCGGCGAGAUACCGCCGGCGCUGGCCAAGAUGCCGGCGCUCGCCAUUCUUGAUCUGUCGAGCAACUUCUUGACCGGGGGCAUACCGGAGAAUUUCGGGGGCUCGCCGGCGCUCGAGACGCUCAACCUGGCGUACAACAACCUCACCGGGCCAGUGCCGGGGAACGGAGUCCUGCGCACGAUCAACCCGGACGAGCUGGCCGGCAACGCCGGGCUGUGCGGUGGCGUGCUCCCGCCAUGCUCCGGGAGCCGCGCCGCCAGUCUGUCCCGCGCACGCGGCGGCAGCGGCGCGCGCCUCAAGCACGUCGCGGUGGGGUGGCUCGUGGGGAUGGUAGUCGUGAUCGCCGCGUUCACGGCCCUGUUCGGCGGCUGGCAAGCGUACCGCCGGUGGUACGUCAUCGGCGGCGCCGGGGAGUACGAGUCCGGGUCGUGGCCAUGGCGGCUGACGGCGUUCCAGCGGCUGGGGUUCACGUGCGCCGACGUGCUCGCGUGCGUCAAGGAGGCGAACGUGGUCGGCAUGGGCGCCACCGGCGUCGUGUACAAGGCCGAGCUCCCGCGCGCCCGCACCGUGAUCGCCGUCAAGAAGCUCUGGCGCCCAGCGGCGACGGACGGCGACGCGGUGCGCAACCUCACCGACGACGUGCUAAAGGAGGUGGGGCUCCUGGGCCGCCUCCGGCACCGGAACAUCGUCCGGCUGCUCGGGUACAUGCAUAACGACGCGGACGCCAUGAUGCUGUACGAGUUCAUGCCCAACGGCAGCCUGUGGGAGGCGCUGCACGGCGGGGCGCCGGAGUCGAGGACGAUGCUGACGGACUGGGUGUCCCGGUACGACGUGGCCGCCGGAGUGGCGCAGGGGCUCGCCUACCUCCACCACGACUGCCACCCGCCCGUCCUCCACCGCGACAUCAAGUCCAACAACAUCCUGCUCGACGCCGACAUGCAGGCCCGCGUGGCCGACUUCGGGCUGGCCCGCGCGCUGUCCCGCUCCGGCGAGUCCGUCUCCGUCGUCGCCGGCUCCUACGGCUACAUCGCGCCCGAGUACGGGUACACGCUCAAGGUGGACCAGAAGAGCGACAUCUACAGCUACGGGGUGGUGCUGAUGGAGCUCAUCACGGGGAGGCGGCCGGUCGACACGGCGGCGUUCGGGGAGGGCCAGGACGUCGUCGCCUGGGUCAGGGACAAGAUCAGGAGCAACACCGUCGAGGACCACCUCGACCCGCUCGUCGGCGCCGGAUGCGCGCACGUCAGGGAAGAGAUGCUGCUCGUGCUACGCAUUGCCGUGCUCUGCACCGCCAAGCUGCCCAGGGACAGGCCAUCCAUGCGCGACGUGCUCACCAUGCUCGGGGAGGCCAAGCCGCGCCGCAAGAGCGGGAGCUCCGCCGCCGCCGCCGGCGGCGGCAAUGUCGCCGCCAUGGCCGUGGCACUGGCCGCGCCCGUCGUCGACAAGGACAAGCCGGUCUUCAGCACGACGCCGGACUCCGUCUGAUCUGAUGCAUGAUUUUUUUUCCCAACUUGUAUGUAGAUAGAUUUUUUUUUCCACUUGAUUAUUUAAUUUUGAGAUUGUAAGCAACCAUUUGAUGUCAGGAUUAAUUAGGCACAUAGAUAAA
Hordeum vulgare subsp. vulgare (domesticated barley) is the source of this 6852-nucleotide messenger RNA. RefSeq names its product MDIS1-interacting receptor like kinase 1-like. The record is from RefSeq and is a predicted model, not a curated record. Lineage: Eukaryota; Viridiplantae; Streptophyta; Magnoliopsida; Poales; Poaceae. Bases 3630 to 6731 code for a protein of 1033 amino acids. The transcript has a single exon. Gene Ontology annotation, biological process: protein phosphorylation. Gene Ontology annotation, molecular function: ATP binding; protein binding; protein kinase activity.